Miscanthus lutarioriparius is the source of this 1116-nucleotide messenger RNA. The record is from the annotation of a GenBank genome assembly. Lineage: Eukaryota; Viridiplantae; Streptophyta; Magnoliopsida; Poales; Poaceae.
AUGGAGAUGGAGGCAAAGAAGCCUUACGUGAUCGCCAUCGUCGUCCAGCUCAUCUACACCGGCAUGUUCGUCGUCUCCAAGGCGGCCUUCAACCAUGGCAUGAACACCUACGUCUUCAUCUUCUACCGCCAGGCCGCCGCGUCGCUCCUCCUCCUUCCUAUAGCUUUUGUUCUCGAAAGGAAAAAUGUGAGAACCCUGUUGCCUUGGCUGCUCCUCAAGCUCUUCUUCUUAGCCUUAAUCGGGAUCACAUUCAGCCUAAACCUGUACAACGUGAGUCUCAAGUUCACGUCGGCAACCGUGGCGUCCGCGGCGACCAACGCCAUGCCAGUCGUCACCUUCUGCUUCGCGCUGCUACUGAAGAUGGAGGCGGUGAAGCUGAGGAGCUCAUCAGGCCUAGCCAAGCUCGCCGGCGUGUCGCUCUGCCUCGCCGGAGUCUUCACCAUCGCCUUCUACGUCGGGCCCGCGCUGAGCCCCGUGAACCGCCACCGCGCCUUCGCCUCCUCCGCCAGUCCAGCUCCGAGCGGCGCCGAUGUUGUUGUUACGCGCAGCGCAUGGGUGAAAUGGACAUUCCUCAUGGUCCUCGCCAACACGGCGUGGUCUCUCUGGAUCGUCCUCCAGGCUGCGGUGCUCAAGGAGUAUCCGGACAAGAUCCUUGUGACGGCGGCGCAGUGCGUCUUCAGCACGGUGCAGUCAUUUGUCGUCGCAUUUGUGGCUGAGAGGGACUUCUCCAAGUGGAAGCUCCGCUUCGAUGUUGGCUUGCUCGCCAUUUUCUACUCUGGGUUUGUAGUAAUGGGAAUCUCCUACUAUCUGCAAGCUUGGUGUGUGGAGAUGAAAGGCCCCGUCUUUCUCGCCGCAUGGACUCCACUCUGCUUCAUCUUCACAAUAUUCCGGUCCUCUUUCUUCUUGGGAGAGAUCGUCCACCUCGGCAGCAUUGUUGGUGGAAUCUUGCUGGUUGGCGGCCUGUAUAGUGUAUUGUGGGGUAAAAGCAAGGAGGCCAACAUUGACCCGUGCAGAGAGGUGAAUAGAAUCAGUGAUCCACAAGACCAUGUAGAGAUCGAUAUACGAAGAAGAAGAACAAGCAAGGGGAUGAGAAGAGGACAGAAGAGGCAACGUUAG